ACUUUUCAGAAAUUGCAGAAACCUAAAGAAGCUAAGCCGUCUUUGAGUUUUACAAACCCUAGAGAGAGAAAACCUAAAUCCAGUUUUUGGUUCCGAUUUCGGGAAUGCAGAGAGAUGAGAGGCAAAUCCCUUUUUUCUAGUUUGAUUUUAGGAGGCUUUAAGCCCCAAAUUUCACUCGCUGGAGGAGGCCGGAAUUGCCAUCGGAAUUGUCACCGGAAACACGUUGAAGACGGGUGAACUCACUCACCCAACACCCUUUUCCACCUCAGUUAUAAACCCAUUUGUUUUUUCUUAACAAAAACUAUAUACCCUUUUUGAAUUUCGUUCGUCGGCGGCCGGAGUUUCCACCGGAAACACGUCGGAGACGAGUGAACUCACCCCCCACCCCCCUUUCACUUCCAUUUAAACCCAUCAAAAUUUUUUUUCAAAAAUCGAACACCCUUUUCGAUCUUGCUUCAGAAAAGUUCCCCGAACCAGUGUUUUAUAAUGGGGCCAGAAGAAAAAUGUGCUGUUUUGUAUGGUAAAUAUGAGCUCGGACGAGUUUUGGGUCAAGGUUCUUUUGCUAAAGUUUACCAUGCUCGUAACGUGGUAACAGGGGAGAAUAUAGCAAUGAAAGUUGUUGGAAAAGAGAAGGUGAUAAAAGUAGGAAUGAUGGAGCAAAUCAAACGAGAAAUCUCCGUCAUGAAAAUGGUGAAACAUCCAAACAUUGUCGAGCUUCAUGAAGUUAUGGCAAGCAAAACGAAGAUUUACUUCGCCAUGGAGUACGUUAAAGGUGGCGAAUUGUUCGAAAAAGUAGCUAAAGGUAAGCUUAGAGAAGACAAUGCUCGAGGCUAUUUCCAGCAGUUGAUUUCUGCAAUUGAUUUUUGUCAUAGCCGUGGUGUUUAUCACAGGGAUUUAAAGCCUGAGAAUUUGUUGUUAGAUGAAGAAGGUAAUCUUAAGGUAACCGAUUUCGGGCUUAGUGCUUUUACUGAUCAUUUAAGACAAGAUGGUUUAUUGCAUACAACUUGUGGUACUCCUGCUUAUGUUGCCCCUGAAGUACUUGGUAAUCAUGGAUAUGAUGGUGCAACAUCAGAUAUUUGGUCAUGUGGAGUAAUUCUUUAUGUGCUUUUAGCUGGUUUUUUACCAUUUCAAGAUGAUAAUAUUAUGGCUAUGUAUAAGAAAAUUCACAAGGGUGAUUUUAAGUGUCCACCUUGGAUGUCAUCUGAUGCAAAAAAGUUGAUAGUAAAGAUGUUGGAUCCGAAUCCGAGAACUCGGAUUACUGCUUCAAAGAUUAUGGAGUCUAAUUGGUUCAAGAAGACUGUGCCAAGGACUAUGAGGAGUAAGGAGGAGGAAGAGUUUGCUCAUGUGGGAGAUGAAGAUUGGGUAGGAAAGGUGAAAAAGAUUGAGUCUUUGAAUGCUUUUCAUAUCAUUUCUUUGUCGGAGGGGUUUGAUUUGUCUCCGUUGUUUGAGGAAAAGAAGAAGAAGGAGAAGGAACAGUUGAGAUUUGCAACAACAAAGCCAGCUAGCAGUGUGAUUUCGAAGCUCGAGGAAGUGGCUAAAACGUCGAAAUUCAGCUUAAAGAGGAGUGAUUCUAGUGUUAGAUUGCAGGGGAAAGAGAGUGGGAGGAAAGGGAAGUUGGGAAUUUCUGCUGAUAUAUUUGCUGUGACACCUUCAUUUCUGGUUGUGGAGGUGAGGAAAGCUUGUGGUGACACAUUGGAAUAUAAUCAGUUCUGCAGCAAAGAGCUUAGGCCAGCACUCAAGGACAUUGUUUGGAAAUCAGCACCUGAGAAUCCAACAAUUGCUUGAGUUAAUAAAAGCUACUAUUAGAUUCAUGUGUUAGAGAACUUGAAUUUGUUUAGUUUUGUUCUUUUUGUUAUUGCUUAGAUGUGUUCUUGAAAUUGAGACUUAAUCUCUGAAGUAUGUCUCUUGAAUUCAUGUGUUCGAGAGAUGGAAUUUGUUUAAUUUUUGUUCUUGUUCUUGUUGUUUAGAUGUGUUCUUGAAAUUGAGACGGAGUCUCUUGAAUUCGUGGUUGAGUGAUUGAAUCGUUUAGUUUUGUUCUUGUUCUUGUUGUUAAAUGUAUUCUUGAAAUUGAGACUGAAUCUCUUGAAUUCGUGUUUGAGUGAUUGAA
Molecule: messenger RNA, 2107 nt
Organism: Solanum tuberosum (potato)
Lineage: Eukaryota; Viridiplantae; Streptophyta; Magnoliopsida; Solanales; Solanaceae
Product: CBL-interacting serine/threonine-protein kinase 6
Exons: 1
Coding region: 487-1785 (432 amino acids)
Biological process (GO): signal transduction; protein phosphorylation
Molecular function (GO): ATP binding; protein serine/threonine kinase activity
Source: RefSeq, a predicted model, not a curated record